Molecule: messenger RNA, 10375 nt
Organism: Doryrhamphus excisus (bluestripe pipefish)
Lineage: Eukaryota; Metazoa; Chordata; Actinopteri; Syngnathiformes; Syngnathidae
Gene: gria4a
Product: glutamate receptor, ionotropic, AMPA 4a
Biological process (GO): monoatomic ion transport
Cellular component (GO): membrane
Molecular function (GO): ligand-gated monoatomic ion channel activity; signaling receptor activity
Source: RefSeq, a predicted model, not a curated record
GCUCGCCAAUCUUGCAACGACUUUCCCCACUCCUUCUUCUUCCCGCCUCUGCCCUUCCAUGCGCACCGGACACGCAUCUCUCUCUCCACAGCGGACGGUGCAUGCAGGGGGGCAAGAACUACAAGAAGUCCACCAUGGAAUAGGAAUACCACCUUGGACUAUAUACACUGUACACGGGAGGGAAAGAUUUAUCCUCUCUUUUUUUUCUAACGUCUUUUCCCCCUCUUCGUCCCUCUCAAUGUCUCUCAACACUUUCUGAAGGGACCCAAGUAAAGAAAAAUGAGGAUUAAUAUUUUCUCUUGGCACUUUCUGGGCUUGUGUUCCGUCCUCUGGGGGUUGGCGACAGGAGCGUUCCCCAGCUCAGUACAGAUCGGCGGGCUGUUCAUUAGGAAUACUGAUCAGGAGUACACAGCGUUUCGACUAGCUAUCUUCCUUCACAACACCAGCCCUAAUGCCACGGAGGCUCCCUUUAACCUGGUCCCACAUGUGGACAACAUAGAGACGGCCAACAGCUUCGCAGUCACUAAUGCAUUCUGCUCUCAGUAUUCAAGGGGAGUCUUCGCCAUUUUCGGCCUUUACGACAAACGCUCAGUCAACACACUGACAUCAUUCUGUGGGGCCCUGCACAUCAGCCUAGUGACACCCAGCUUCCCCACGGAAGGAGAGGCCCAGUUCACCUUGCAGCUGCGGCCGUCCAUCAGAGGGGCUUUGCUGUCGCUGUUGGACCACUACGACUGGAAUCGAUUUGUCUUUCUCUACGAUACUGACAGAGGUUAUGCAAUCCUGCAGGCAAUCAUGGAGCGAGCAGGGCAAAACGGCUGGCAAGUGAGUGCAAUCUGCGUGGAGAGUUUCAACGAGGCUGGAUACCGCCGACUCUUAGAAGACCUGGAUCGACGUCAAGAGAGGAAGUUUGUCAUUGACCUGGAGCUGGAGAGGCUGCAGAGCAUGUUAGAACAGGCAGUCAGUGUGGGAAAACAUGUAAAAGGCUACCAUUACAUCGUAGCAAACUUGGGAUUUAAGGACAUUUCUCUGGAAAGGUUCAUGCACGGUGGAGCCAAUGUGACUGGUUUCCAGUUGGUUGACUUCAGCAAGCCUAUAGUCAUUAAACUGAUGCAGCGUUGGAACAAACUGGAUCAGAGGGAAUACCCUGGAUCGGAAAGCCCACCGAAGUAUACCUCAUCUCUAACAUAUGAUGGUGUGUUAGUGAUGGCCGAGGCCUUCCGCACUCUCCGCCGUCAGAAAAUCGAUAUCAGCCGACGCGGAAACGCUGGAGACUGCUUGGCCAAUCCCGCUGCACCCUGGAACCAAGGAAUAGAUAUGGAGCGAGCACUUAAACAGGUGCGCAUUCAGGGACUGACUGGCAAUAUACAGUUUGAUCACUUUGGACGGAGAGUUAACUAUACCAUGGACGUGUUUGAACUGAAGAGCAAUGGACCACGCAAGAUUGGUUACUGGAACGACAUCGAUAAACUUGUCUUGGUGCAAAAUGAAAACUCCCUGUCCAAUGACAGCUCAGCAAUGGAGAACCGGACCGUAAUUGUGACGACCAUCAUGCCUCUGAUGAAGAAGAAGCCUCUGCUGCGACACUGAAGACACAGCAGCACAACGCACCUCACCCCCGAGUCCCUGGCCUUAUGGAGAAAGACACACAAAGACUGAUAGACCGAGUGUCUCUAAAGCUCUGCAUUUUAUGUGAAUUCUUGCUUUGGCCAUAGGAGGUCUAUACUCUACUGAAUGGCAUUCUAGUUAUACGUAUAUGGUCAUUAUAGUGUCGCUAGAACAUAUCUUGUCUUUUUUGUGGUGUACAGUCGUCCCUCGCAACAUUGCGGUUCCAUCAUCUCUCCCUCACUCUUUUUUUUUUUUGUCGUGGUUGAAUACGGACUGUUUUUUUAAGCAUAUUGAAGCAAAUUGAAGCAUAAAAAUGGCUAAAUGAAGUAAAGUCCAAAUAUAAGGCGUUAAGACCCCAUUGAAAUUGUGAAUGUUGUAUUCUACAUUGGUCAUAAGGUGUAAUUAUUAUAGUAAUUGUUAGGUGAGACACUUGAUCCCCGCAACAACAGGCUUUUAUUGUAGGUUUAAAUGAUCUCACAACAGGGACAAUAAUAAUAUGGUCCACUACAUAACUAGUGAUUGGACACUCACUACACAAUACCAUAGGUAAGCUUACAUUUAAGUAUUUUGAUUUAUAUGGGUUAAGGUUUGUAGCUGUCUAUACAAGACUCCACUGAUUUUAAUUAAAAAUAUCAUUAUACAUGUGAAGGUCCAUAUCGCCCAACCCUAAUAAUAAUCUUCAUAAUUAUAACAGGUUGUUGUAUACUGUUAUACUGCUGCAGUCACAGCCUUCAACAAGCUCUCAACUUCACUUCCUGUCCUCCACACAGAGCACAGUUACUGUGACGCACACAAGCACAGGUCAUAUUUAUAUCUUAAAUUGAUCGUUUUCAUUUAUUAUAUCUAUGGUAAUGGUAAUGGUUUUUAUUUCGUUUGAACAUGCAUCAGAUUACAAUUGAGUGCAUCCCAUAAUCAGUUCACAGUUCCACAUGUCCAAAAGGAGUAGGAAGAAGCAAAGCUUAUUAAAUCCUACCCCUCCAUCUGGUACUUUUACAAUCAGUAACUGUUACAUUUGUUCACUUCCUGCUUUCCAUAAUACAGUUUAAGGUUUUUUUUUUUUUUUAAUAAUGUACCUCGUACCAAAGUACGAGGUGAUAUGACCAUCCAAUGACAUAAUGGGUACCAUAGUAGGUGUCAAUAUAGUGAUAUAUAUAGCACAUCAUGACUGGUUCAAGACUCUUCAUCCUUGUAUUUAGCAAACAUCAACUGCUUGUAUUGUUUCUUGAAUUGGCUCAUCGUUGUGCAUUGUUUGAAGGUCUUACUCAAUCCAUUCCAUAGUUUGAUUCCACAUACUGAAAUGCUAUGGCUUUUUAACGUAGUCCUAGCAUAUAAGUGUUUCAAAUGUAGUUCUUCCCUGAGAUCAUAUUUCUCCUCUCUUGUAGAGAAGUAUUGGAUGACAUUUUUAGCUAAUUGGUUAUUUUUAGCCUUAUGCAUUAUUUUUGCUGUUUGAAGAUGAACUAUAUCAGCAAGUUGAAGUAUUUGUGAUUUUAGAAAUAAGGAGCUAGUAUGUUCUCUGUAGGCGGCAUUAUGAAUUAUCCUUACUGGCCUUUUUUGCAGUUCAUUUAGCGAGUGAAGAUUGCUUUUGUAGUUAUUGUUAUCUACUAUUUAAUGUCAUUCAAUGUCUAGAAAGCUCUAGUAAAAACAAACAAAAUCCUACUCUGCAAAAAUUCACAUUUUACAGUCGGGUCUAGAACUUAUUAACCACAAUAAACGAGGGAUUACUGUACUGUAUAUCUAUAAAAAGGGGGUCAGUAUUCUGCCCCGAAUGUCCCCAUAGAGGAGGUAUGCAUCCCAAGCGUAACAAAUGCAAUGGGUCCACGAAUGUAUGGUUGGAGUAGUGAGGUUAUACUCCUUCAUCGCUGAAGAAUGUGAAUGAAGUACACUAAACUACUGUUAACUUGAUGGGAAGCCUCAUGUUACCACACGACCAGUCGUCCAUCAUUUUUUGUAAAUCUACUCACCCAGUGGAGGAACUGUGAAGGUCUCAACAUGAAGCCGAGGCCAAAAUUUUAAUGUACUGUUUUGCCAGGUGAACAAGUGACACAGUCAGAAUUUAACCUUGAAUAUUAGGAUCGACAUUUUAAAAUCUCACUCCCACCUCCAAUUAUGUGAAGUGACCUCUCGAGCUCAUAGCCAGCAGCCACUGAUGCGACACAGACAGCAGCAUUAUCACUUAUACACAACUGACGGACUCAAAGUGACAUAUGGGCCCAUUUACACACUCAGCCGGCUGCCUCCAUGUAGAUCAUUCAUGCAUGCAUGCCUUUACGCCUCCGCACAAUAAAUAUCACAAACACUACCUGGAAGAGUAAAGUGCACUAAUGGUGAUCGAUUGUUAAGUCGAGUGGUGUUUCAUUUUGUGCUUCGCAUGCAGUUGCUGUUUGUAUUACAAACGCCAACGACAUGGCAAUGUCUUAUUUAUGUUGUUUUCUGGCUUUGGUUUUAUGGCUCGUAAAAAUGCUGUGUUUGGGAUUUUAUGUGCUUAAUAUUUAAAUAUUUGACAACAACGUUUGAUUAAACAAGGACAUUCGGUUUUAUUGUGCAAUCCAAGUCAGAUAUACCAAAAUGACUUUUUCUGUUGUGAACACAGCCUAAAGGCUCCGUCCCACUGCGCCAUUUAAUAAUUCUGUCUGAAAAACAAAGGAAUAUGUUUUUGGACUUUUUCAUAUUUAGAUGUUGACAGAUGUUGCUAGAGGUUCCAAACUUUGAAAUAUGUUCCAAAUUUCCGACAUCAACUACCGGUGACAUAGACGAGCGAUGUCGCUGACUUCUGGUUCCUGUUCCUGUGUAGUGACAAGCUAAUAGGAUUCUAACAAGGAUGUUUUGUCAUUAAAAAUACAUUAAGAGCACAGCUGGACUCAUGCAGGAUAUUUACAACGUGACAAGUUGCGCACCAUAUUGUACACUAACCAAAAAACAUGCUAAACGGGGUGGACACUAACUGAGGUUCAACCAUAUUUACAUGUUUCACCUGCUAAGUCGCUUGCGGGACUUAGUAAAUUCCUUGCUCAGGUAUGAUAGUACUCCAAAAUAAACAGGAGAUAAAAAUGAUCCAAAUAUAAAUUCAAAACAUAAAUUGUGAAUUGUCUACAAUUUACUGUACAACUAUUGUGAUGAGGCGACAAAUUGGGUGUAAUUCAGACAUUUUUCCGCCGUUUCGUUUGUUACGUGGCGUUGACUAUUCCGUCAUCUGAGCUCAAUGAAAAUAUUCAUACUUAAGCAGAUGACUUUCAGACAUAUUUAGGAGGUAGACUACAAUUUAGGCUACACAAGUGAAAGAUUUAGACUACAACUUAUUUCAGGACGCAGACAGAAUUGUUCAACAGCAGCAUGGGUCAGACUCUAAAAUAACAUGUUACAAGUGUAAGAAGAAGUUAACCACAUAUGUUCUUUGCUCCAGGGUUUCGCGACAAAGUACACACGUGUAAUAUUCCUGAAAUGUUCGGUUUAGGCUGCACGGUGGGCGAGUGGUUAGCCUGCAGGCCACACAGCUAGGAAACCAGAGUUCAAUUCCACCCUCGUCCAUGUCUGUGUGGAGUUUGCAUGUUCUGGGUUUUCUCCGGGUACUCCGGUUUCCCCCCACAUUCCAAAAACAUGCUAGGUUAAUUAGCGACUCCAUAUUGUCCAUAGGUAUGAAUGUGAGUGUGAAUGGUUGUUUGUCUAUAUGUGCCCUGUGAUUGUGAUUGGCGACCAGUCCAAGGUGUACCCCAAAUCUUGCCCGAAGUCAGCUGGGAUAGGCUCCAGCAACCCCGUGACCCUCAUGAGGAAAAGCGGUACAAAAUGAAUGAAUGAAUGAAUGAAUGUUCGGUCUAGACUGCACGGCGGUCUAGUGGUUAGCACGCAGGACACACAGCUAGGAAACCAGAGUUCAAUUCCACCCUCGGCCAUGUCUGUGUGGAGUUUGCAUGUUCUCCCCGUGCAUGCGUGGGUUUUCUCCGCGUACUCCGGUUUCCUCCCACAUUCCAAAAACAUGCUAGGUUAAUUAGCGACUCCGUAUUGUCCAUAGGUAUGAAUGUGAGUGUGAAUGGUUGUUUGUCUAUAUGUGAUUGGCUGGCGACCAGUCCAAGGUGUACCCCAAAUCUUUCCCGAAGACAGCUGUGAUAGGCUCCAGCACCACCGCGACCCUCGUGAGGAUAAGCGGUAGAAAAUGAAUGAAUGUUUUAAUUGAUUUCAUUUUAAAUUGCUUGACAUUUACUAAGCUAAAAUAUGGACACAAUUCUGCUACACGGUCGAUUUUUUGCUCAUAAAAAAAAUUGACUAAAUAUUCAUGACAACUAGCUCCUCUAACAAUUAAAAAUAGGACAAUGCUAACGAGGUCCUCUGUUGGAGAAGCUAAGUUGGGUUGACUCGACCGAACGAUAAAACGACACAGUAGCUAAAUUGUUGAAGUGUUUUGCUCUUUGUCUGUCUAAAUAGCUCAGAGACAAUCACCGACUCACUGGGCCGAUACACCAGCGAGCGGACGGUUAUGUGCUGUAAUUUGACUAAUUGAGGAAUGAAUAGACUUAUUAUCCAGCUGACAGACUGAAAUAGGCUGUGACCGUUUGGCUCGACCCUCCGGCCAUGGCAGUGGACGGCUCGUAGCGUGAUUAAUGUCUACGUCGUUGGCUAACUCAUUACGUGACAGUCUGGCUUUUUUGGAAUAGUGUUGACUGAAUGACUGGACGCUUAGUGUGCAUCUGUGCGCCCUGACAAGCUCACACACGGCGGGUCUUGUCUGCCUCUUUGGGAACCAAUUGGGAACCUUUUAUGUCUUAUCAGCCCAAACCAUUUGCUCCUACAAAGCUCAGCACACCAACUUUUUUAUUUUUUACUUCAUAUCCGUUUGGUCCAUUUGUUCUUACACAUUAUGUUACUCCCCCCUUCGCCGUCUCGCCUUUAUCGUACUUUGUCUUUAUCUCAGUUUCACACUGUUUCAAAUUCACAUUCUGCCCAUGUCCGUCUCUGUUUGGAUUCUGAUCUGCCCCUUCAUCUUAUAAUCUCUCAUUCUAUAUGAACGCAUUCUAUAUGUCACGUUCUCUUCAGUAGAUUUCCAUUUAUAGAGUUUGAUAAUUACUCUCAUUUUUGACCCCUUUUGCCUCUUCCUACUUGGCCUUCCAUGACUCUUGACAUGAUAUUAGUACACCAACAAGCGUGAUGCUGUUCUCUCAGCAGCAAGCGCACACACACGCAGCAUCAGCGUUACCUUCACACUGAGACAAAGGCAUCUGGGGCAAACUGAUAAGAAACCUUCAGGAGAAUUUAAAGUGAAACUGGCAGUGUUCCCAUUCAUGUGUGUGUGUGUGUGUGUGUUGCUGAUUUGGCUGAUCAAAUUUCAAGCACUUAACCUUCCAACAGGAUGAACUUGAGGGGCAAUUUGAAAGUGAUUGUGUUUUCCUUGUUAGCACUAAUUGAUCAAAUCAUGACAUGAAUGGUGAAUAAAUGAUUAAAAAUGAAGGCAAUAUGAAGUUAUUGCUAUGAAGCAGUGGUUAUUUAAUACUUGUUUUUUGUAUACGUAUAUACAUGCCUAAUUAUGUACUGUUGGAUCAACACUUUUGAGUAGUACAAAAAAUAUUUUGAGUGCAGGCGCUCUUGUCAUGCCAGUAAUGCUGGAUGCCAUCGGGAUCGUCAAGGUUAGAUUUUUUUCUAAUCAGAUAACAUUUCCUCCACCUUUCGAUGUCACAUUUUUGGUGUGCUUCUGCAAAUUCCAAAUGAGCAAUUUUGUGGCAUUGAAGGAAAUGAGACCCAAUCUCAUCAGAUCUUGUGACCGAAGUUAUUUUGUAUAAAAUAGUUCUAGAAAUAACGUUACUUUGUAUUUCAUUGUAUAUGAAACCAGUCAGUGUUCUUCCGUCUAAUCACGGCAUCAUUAUUAAGGAGUAGUCCCAAACUGAUCCCGUGCCGUAUUAAUCCUGUUAUGCUAUUGGGCAGGGGUGCUCAUUAAGUCGAUCACGAUCUACCGGUCGAUCGCGGAGGUGGUACUGGUCGAUCGCUGGUCGAUCGCGGCGUGACAUUAAAAAAAUAUCAUCCUAGCAUCAAUGCCGUCACUUGAUUGAUAUACAGGGCAGCCAUUCAGAUGACAACUGAAUGUUGCCCUUCGGGCGACCAAUCAAAUCAAACAACGUCUCUAAGUGCAGCAGAACUUACAAUGUCAGCCUAUCAUCCAUCCCCGUUACUUGAUUGACAUACAAGACAACCAGUCAGAUGACAACUGAAUUUUGACCUUUAGGUCACCGCUCAUGCGUAAACAACGAUGCAAAGUGCUAAGCUAGUCGGCGAAUUGCGUCAGAUUUUAAGCCCUCGCUAAAGUUUAUGGUCACUAAAAUGAGUGAAGGAGCUGGACCAAGUAAAAAAGGCAAAAACAUAUCACUUCCAUACGGAAUGGGAGGUGGACUUUUUUUUUCACAAUGUCUUUUUCGAAGUGCGUUUGCCUCAUAUGCCAUUCUACCAUCGCAGUACCAAAGAAAGGAAAUGUGGAGCGGCAUUUUCGGACUGUUCAUGGAAGAUAAGAUACGAUUUGAGAAUAAAUAGAUGUUUUGCAUUUUUGUAGUGGGUAGAUCAUUUUGACUCGGUCAUUUUAAAAGUAGCUCGCAUGCUGAAAAAGUGUGAGCACCCCUGCUAUUGGGAGUAUAACACGAGUAUCGUUUUUUGGCAGUUCUCUGCCAAAACACUAGGGGCAGUGUUUUUCUGACAGUGAUCAAACACAGCUUCCUUUUUAGUACUAGUAAACAAUGGCAAAGUUCAACGCCACAUCCAGAUUGUUGUUGGAAAUUGAACUUUUUCUUCUUGAAACACUUUUAUUGGACAUAUUGAGUUUAGAUAUUUUUGUUUGUGUAUGUCGAGCUCUGCCAGAGUUUAUAGAGGGGGAGGAACCAGAAGACGUUGCUUAUGCCAUGACGCUGUCUCGUUUCUUGAUAUUUUUAAAGAGACCAAAUGAAAUGUAUUCACAAUUAAGAAUGUUAAUUUGAAUCAAACAGCAUAUGAGUUACACAUUUAAAUGAUCUCCACCUCCGGUUGGGAAUUCUCCGGGUGACAUUCCCGGUCAUUGAACAUCUUAUGAGGACGGCAGUGUUGAUCUAGAGGACGCACGUCUGCUGUUCAUUAAUUUCAUGAUUCAUGUUGAGUCAGUGAAAUGAGUGCCCUGGGACCUGCUAAUGUUUCUGAUAAUGUCAUUAGUGGCGAAACGUUUCUAUAAUUUUUCUGACACAAUAGGGCAAUAUAGUUAUUUGUUGGUAAAAUUAAAGUAGAUCAAACUGCAAAAUAUAUUAAAAUCAUAAAUUUAGAUCGUACGCACACGUGGCAAAACAUACUUUGCUUGGGCUUACUUCACACCUAAAGUCCAGCAUGUUUGGCUAGUGUGAAUGCACACACACACACACGUACACACUCACACAAUGUAGCCGACUCAUAGAAUGACUGUCAUGCAAUCACAAGGAGACUUCAAAUAAUCCAAAAGUCAAACUGUUACUACAUUUGCAUGCGUAAUAAAGGCACUUAAUUCGAAAUAAUCCACAAAGUCAGGGAAAUUGCGGUACUAGAGCAGUACUUCAUCACAUUUGAAGUAAAUACUUAGGCAUAAAUCUGAAUUUCCUUGCAUUGUUUCAAAGCUGGGUUGCACAGUUGUCUGGUGGUUAGCGUACAGACCUCACAGCUAGGAGACCUGAGUUCAAUCCCACCCUCUGUCAUUUUUGUGUGGAGUUUGCAUGUUCUCCCCGUGCAUGCGUGAGUUUUCUCCGGGUACUCCGGUUUCCUCCCAUAUUCCAAAAAAAAAACAUGCUAGGUUAAUUAGCGACUCCAAAUUGUCCAUAGGUAUGAAUGUGAGUGUGAAUGGUUGUUUGUCUAUAUGUGCCCUGUGAUUGGUUGGCGACCAGUCCAGGGUGUACCCCGCCUCUCGCCUGAAGACAGCUGGGAUAGGCUCCAGCACCCCCCACUACCUGCUAUAUAAAAAACUUGUUUGCUAUUUUCAAUUAAAUGUACUGUAAAUGCAAAAAAAAUAUCUAAUGAUUAUUGAAAAUUAUUGGUACAACUUUGGCAAGAUUAAACCAAUUGGUGAAUAGAAUUCAUAGUUAUCCUAUGCUCUGAUGUGUUACCCACAUAGUUGAGGCUCGUUGGAGCUUGAUAUCUUGAUAAAUCAGAGAUUUGUCUUUGAUUAAAAGGGGUUCAAUAGCCUUUUAAUAGGCUUGCUUCGGUUGGAUUACAAGGGCAGCAGCCUCAGGCAUAAUACAAUAUCUCACCACUGAUGAUGGAUGUGCCAUCACUCACAAGCGUGUGUGUGGGUGUAUGAGGGAGCGUGCUUGAUUUCUAAUGUUUAAUGCGCACCUACCAAACCAUUAAGCUCACUUGUUACUUUCAUCUUUAGAAACCGUACACUGACAAAAGUCAUUUUGCCUCUCACAACGCAUCUUCAAAGCAACGUUCCCCCCCCUUGAGAAAAUCUCUCCCUCUCAGCAUCAGCAUCAGUGUAGCACUGAGUCAGGUUCACAUCCCAGUGGAGGCAGAUCAAGACUUGAAAUAAGUCAGUGACACUUCACAUAGAAGCCAUCCAGCUAGAAGAACUGAUGUAAUAUUUCAUUUUGCAUGGAUUUUCUCUUUUAAAAUAAUAAUAAAAAAUGUGUUUUUCUACUAAGAACAAAUAUGUGUUCAUGUCAUUCUAUUAUUUUACCUGUACUAUGUAUGUAUUGUAGUAAGAAUUGUGUAUUUAAUGUGUAUCUAACAUUUCUUUGAUGUUUAUGAGAUUAAUGCUUACUUCAUCACUCGGAAAUAAAUACAAUAUGAGUCUAUUUGUGUCUCA